Messenger RNA from Lacerta agilis (Sand lizard), 2007 nucleotides. RefSeq names its product double zinc ribbon and ankyrin repeat domains 1 (gene DZANK1). Lineage: Eukaryota; Metazoa; Chordata; Lepidosauria; Squamata; Lacertidae. The record is from RefSeq and is a predicted model, not a curated record. Gene Ontology annotation, molecular function: protein binding. The coding region runs from base 85 to 1926 and encodes 613 amino acids. Gene Ontology annotation, biological process: eye photoreceptor cell development. The transcript has 17 exons.
GGCUGGCUGGAAAGAGAGGCUGCGGUUGCCGUGGCGACGGACGUGCCUUGGGCCCGGAGCGAGGCCGCCGACCUUGAGGAAAAAAUGACUGCUGGAUCCAUCUUAGUGCCUCAAAUUAUACCACUACGACUUUCAACACCAGGCAGAGCUAAACAUGAAAUAGAUACAAAUACACUUAUAGAGAUCAAAUCGGAUACCCCUGAUGUCACCAUAUAUUAUACUAUUGAUGGAAGUAAACCACAACUCUUUAGGAAACUUAAUUACAGAGAUCAUAAUACUUUUAAGUAUAAUGGGCCAAUCACAUUACCAGAUGGGAAAAUAACAAUUAAGGCACUGGCAGUUACAAAAGACGGCAGAGAGAGUACCGUUGUAACAAAAGUAUUUGUAGUAGAAUAUGUCACUCCCAACGUACAUGUACCUGAUGAAGAUGAUCAUGAGAAUUUCCUGGAAGAUCUCGUCAGUCAGGAGAUGGAAGAUGAAUUGUCUCAUGUGAAACUAAGAAAGAAAGAACCGAGUGCUGACAGCAGCUUCCAUUUGCAUGAUGUAGCACUGGAAUUACAAGGCUUGUCAAAAGAAAAAUCGUUCGUGCCCUCACAAAUCAUUGGAACACAUAUGUUGAAAAAUUACUUGAAUACCUCAAGUGAUGGAGAAAAGUCUCAUUCUGCCACAUGGAUGCCUCAAUCUCAGAUGGAAUUGUGCAACAAAUGCCAGACUAUGGUGCCAAGGAACUCACCAACAUGUAUCGUAUGUGAAGCUCUGAUGACUCCACGGCUGCAAGAACAAGGCAGCAUCCGCCAAAAGGGCAAAGUAAUCUACUGUGUGUGUGGAGCAGGAAAUCCAAUUUGCAUUACGCAGUGUGUGGUCUGUGGGAUCCAAUUUCCAGAAGCGCAAAUGAGCAACAGCUUGCAGACCAGGCAGCAAUCAGUCAUUUCAUUGCCACCAUCAAUACCUAAUUUAAUAGAGAAAAAAGAGCAAGGAACUCAAACCAUUGGCUUGUUCUACCCAUCCGUCAAAUUUCUAGAGAAGAAAGAAAGUGAGCUCCUUUCUCAAAAGGAAAAAUUGAAUGAGACAAAGUAUCACAAGCCUCUGCUCACAGCCAUCAGUCCUGGAAGAGGUUACUGGAGGAAGCAACUAGAUCAUGUUUGUGCACACCUCCGAAGCUACACACAGAACAAUCUGGAGUUCAGGACUUUGAUUGGAGAACCUCAAAUGGGGAAGCUUAUUUCUGCUACAGUCCACAAGGAUAGCUAUCAAGUCAGUCUCCAGAUAAAUUAUGCACUUGCUAUAAAUAAGGAUAUUUUGACCAAUAAACCACUGACAUUUGGCUAUCAUGAACUGAGCCCCAGGAAAGCAGAAAGAGCUGGAUUACAUGAAAGUCAAGCCAGUCUGGCUCGAGAAGAGAGCCAAAGAGUGCCAAGCCCCAGCGAGAAAGUCAAAAGGAUGAUGAAAACAGGGACAUGUCUAGAAAAAGAAGACAAGCUCACUACUGAAUCUAGGCAGUUGCUGAAGGAAGUGGGUCCAAAAGGCCAAGGGCGACCUUUCGUAGUAGAACAACUGAUUGACGAGGGAGCUGACCCCAACUGCACCAACAGCGAGGACCAACCUGCUUUAACACUGGCUGUGCUGAACAGGCAUCAUGAAGUUAUUCCCAUUCUCGUGCAGAAAGGUGCCAACAUGGACCAUCAGUCAAGACCGCUUAACAAUACGGCUCUACAUGAAGCAGUCUUACUUGGAUUGGAAGGAUGGGAAUGCAUGGAUGCAUUGUUAGGAUGUAAUGCAAACAUUAAGAAGAAGAAUUCCAGAGGGCUGUCAGCCUGUGAUUUGGCACUGAAGAGUGGCAUUGACAAAAUAGUUUCAUUGUUUGCUGGAAAGCUAGGAGAGAGGAUGUUAGACAAAACUUCCACAACACGGGCAGAGUCCACCUAAUGGCUCAGGGCCACAAUACCUCAAGGACCGCCUCUCCCCAAAUGAACCGACCCGGACCCUACAAUCAUCACCUGCAGCCCA